Molecule: messenger RNA, 2051 nt
Organism: Elaeis guineensis (African oil palm)
Lineage: Eukaryota; Viridiplantae; Streptophyta; Magnoliopsida; Arecales; Arecaceae
Product: transmembrane 9 superfamily member 2
Biological process (GO): protein localization to membrane
Cellular component (GO): membrane
Source: RefSeq, a predicted model, not a curated record
UGGGCAGUUCUGCUGGUCCUGUUGUUGGUUUGUGAUUGGAGAGUUAAAGCGGAUGGGUCGGAUCACAGGUAUAAGGAAGGAGAUCGUGUCCCUCUGUAUGCCAACAAGGUGGGACCUUUUCACAACCCAAGUGAGACAUAUCGUUACUAUGAUUUGCCAUUUUGUUCACCAGAUCACGUGAUUGAGAAGAAGGAAGCACUUGGAGAGGUUCUAAAUGGUGAUCGUUUGGUUGAUGCACCAUAUGAGUUGAACUUUCGGGAAGACAGAGAGUCGACAACUAUUUGUGAAAAAUCCUUGUCAGAAAAAGAUAUCGCAAAGCUUAGAAAUGCAGUUGCAAAAGACUACUACUUUCAGAUGUACUAUGAUGACUUGCCCUUUUGGGGAUUCAUUGGGAAGGUUGACAAGGACAAUCUUGACCCAAGCGAGUACAAAUACUUGCUAUUUAAACACAUCCACUUCGAUAUUUUCUACAAUGAUGACCGUGUUAUAGAAAUAAGUGUCCAAACUGACCCAAAUUUAACUGUGGAUAUUACGGAGGAUAAGGCAGUUGAUGUCAUGUUUGCAUACUCUGUGACAUGGAAAAAUACUGAUAUUCCUUUUGAGAAAAGAAUGGAAAAAUAUUCAAAAUCUUCUUCACUGCCCCAACACCUAGAGAUCCAUUGGUUUUCUAUAAUUAAUUCAUGUGUAACAGUCCUUCUUCUAACUGGGUUUCUGGCUACAAUUCUCAUGCGUGUGCUCAAGAAUGACUUCGUCAAAUACUCGCAUGAUGAAGAAUCUCUUGAAGACCAAGAAGAAACUGGAUGGAAGUAUAUUCAUGGGGAUGUCUUUCGAUUUCCAAAGUACAAGUCCUUGUUUUCAGCUGUUAUUGGAUCUGGAACUCAGCUCUUAACCCUUGCAAUGUUCAUCUUCCUCCUUGCACUAGUUGGAGUGUUCUAUCCUUACAACAGGGGAGCUCUCUUCACAGCUCUGGUUGUCAUAUAUGCUCUAACCUCUGGUAUUGCUGGUUACAUAGCUACCUCCUUCUAUCUGCAACUAGAAGGGACCAACUGGGUGAGGAAUUUGUUAUUGACAGGCUGCUUGUUCUGUGGGCCGCUGUUCUUAACAUUUUGCUUCCUUAAUACUGUUGCCAUUGCAUACAAUGCAACUGCGGCCUUACCUUUCGGUACUAUCCUUGUGAUUCUUCUCAUAUGGACACUGGUAACUUCUCCUUUGCUUGUGUUGGGUGGAAUUGCUGGUAAGAACAGCAAGACAGAAUUCCAAGCUCCAUGCCGCACCACAAAGUAUCCUAGAGAAAUUCCUCAGUUACCAUGGUACAGAGGGACUGUUCCUCAGAUGGCAAUGGCAGGAUUUCUUCCUUUCAGUGCAAUCUACAUUGAGCUGUACUACAUAUUUGCUAGUGUGUGGGGUCACAAAAUUUACACCAUAUACAGCAUCCUUUUUAUUGUUUUCAUCAUUCUCAUCAUUGUUACCGCAUUUAUCACGGUGGCAUUGACAUAUUUCCAGCUUGCUGUUGAGGACCAUGAAUGGUGGUGGAGGUCUGUUCUUUGUGGUGGUUCCACUGGUAUAUUCAUCUUCUUCUACUGCUUAUACUACUAUCAUGCAAGAUCAGAUAUGUCUGGUUUUAUGCAGACAUCGUUCUUUUUUGGUUACAUGGCUUGCAUCUGCUAUGGCUUCUUCCUCAUGUUGGGGACCGUUGGAUUCCGUGCUUCCUUGCUAUUUGUGCAGCAUAUAUAUCGUUCGAUCAAAUGCGAGUAGAUGUGCCUUGGCUACUCAAUCUGAGUGCCUGAUAUUUUCAGUAACUUGAGUCAUGUGGAAACCCAUCUCCACUGAAGCUGCGUGGUGGCUGGCUGCUAGCUGAUCAUUCUUCAAUUGUUAAUACCAAGAAAUAUUCCUCAGCAAGGGCUAAAUGAUUUUGUUUAUGAUCACUAUACCUUUGUUGCCUAUGUUUGCCCUCCAUACAUGUUGUCGUUACAUGACAAAUUUCUAGUUGUGAAGAUAUGAUAAUGUUGUUCUUUAGACAUCGUGUUAUGCAAAAUUAAGACCAUUCUCUG